AUGCCUAUUGACUGGAGUGAAGGAUGGCUAAUGGGUCUAGUAGUAUUCCACAUCUUCCUCACAACAUUUACAGUUAUGACUCGAAAUCACCACACAACCCAAGCUGUUCUCUUUUUCCUUUUGCUUCUCACUGUACGUUCCUCAGAGACCAUUAACCAAUAUGCGGCGAAAAAUUGGCAGUCUUUCAGCCGUCAGCAGUACUUUGACUCUCAAGGCCUAUUCAUCAGUGUUGUCUUCUCCAUGCCUGUUCUCUUUAAUUGCAUGAUGAUGGUGAUAAACUGGUUAUGGUUAAGCAGCAACAUGAUGGUUACCUAUAAGAGAGUGGAACUAGAGGCAAAACUUCGCAAUGACUCGCGAAGGCGAAGUGAAUCACAGAGAAGUGAAUCAAAUAGAGGUGAGGCGGCUUCCGAACAAGCAGACGAAAGCAAGAAGAGCAAAUGAGGAAUAGUAUAUGGAUUAUUAUGAGGAAAUGGUUAGUUUUGAGAGUGAUUGGAUAUAUAGCCACAAGUGUGCAGGGCAGCAGUCACAAUUUAUUUCCAUGGAUCUUAAGGUUUGGCUUAAAUUACAUAGAAACAAAACUUCUGUGAAAUAUAUUCUGCAUAAUAUUUAGAUUGUUAGCUUAAAUCAUAUAUAAACAUUAUUAUGCAUAUGAUAGAGGGUGUAAUACUUACAAUUGCUAUGCAUAUUUCAUUUUGAUUUCAAAGUGUUUAUAUUAUGGAAAUAUAGGAUGUGCAGUGAUUCAUAGUAAAAGAGUUGGUCUAAGAGAGAUUAUUCUGAAAGGAAUACUUUGUGCACCUUGUGAUUUGUGGUACACUAGUAGAGAAAUAAUAAUAAUAAUAUGAUGUAUUACCUAUAUUUAAGCUCUCUCUUUCUGUUUUUUUUUUAAGAAAUAUGAAGGGAAAGAUAAAGUACCCAGCUGCUAUAUGCUACUGAGAAGUGAUUUAUUGAUAAGUAGUUUAUUACGACAGUUUUCUUUCACAUGUUGUGUGGCACGUUUGAUUUACACUGUUUUAUUUUGGGGCUUCAACUUUCUAUUCUGUACUUAAUUAUACAUUUGUGUAAAUUGUAGGAUCCACACCUCUCUUCAUGAAGAGUUGUUUUGAGUUUUGAUCAUUUUGAUGUAUACUUUUUAAUGUUUUGUUAUUUACUAAUGAGGCUGCUUAAACUUGUAAGGAAUAUCUAUAUGUAAUAAGCAAGUAAUCAGAGGACCCUAAGGUUACCAGAGUUCAUAUUUCAAGGGACAGUAGAUCUAGUCAUUGUUAACUUUUGGAAGUAUUUUGAUUUUGUACAUAAACUGUGAGGAGAAAAGGAGGCAAUCACAUUUCUUUACAUUGAUCAUUUGUACUGCCAUGCACAUAUUCUUAAAGAUAAUGAAAUGCAAAAUUACUUGUGCCAUAGAUCAAUUUGGGAAUAGGAGGAUUUUCUUAUUGCCAAUUUGGAAAAUGUGUGGGUUCUGUUCAUUUUGUCCUAUUCAGUGUGAUGUAAAGAAAACUAGUGUGAUACAUUUUCAUUGUCUUAAAGUGUUAGUCUUUUCCA
Messenger RNA from Penaeus monodon (black tiger shrimp), 1536 nucleotides. Its product is annotated as transmembrane protein 18-like. The record is from RefSeq and is a predicted model, not a curated record. NCBI's taxonomy places the organism in Eukaryota, Metazoa, Arthropoda, Malacostraca, Decapoda, Penaeidae.